AUGUAAACUUAAAAAUAUAGAAUAAAUUAAAGAUCAGUAUUAUUAUAAACAAAUGAAGAGGAGAAGGAAUUAGAUUGUUCAAUUUGUUUAGAUGUUAUAUUUGAGCCAGUAAUAAUAGAUUGUAAGAUGCACACUUUUUGUUAAAACUGUAUUUUAAAUCAACAUUAGUGUCCAUUAUGUAGAAAAGAAAUAUGUGAAGUAAGACCAAAUAUAUAGAUGAGUUAAAAAUUAUAGAAUUGGUUAUGUAAAUGUCCAUUAGGUUGUGGAUAAAUUUCUUAUGAUGAAUUAUAUUCUCAUUAAUUAGUUUGUUAAAAUUUAUCAAAGUCAUAAUAGAUAAUAGUUGAAACAUUAGUGAAAAUAAAAAAUGAGAUGAUAAAAAUUUUAGAUAAAGAGAUAAAUGUUCAUUUAAAGCAUGAUCAUAGAUAAAUAUUUGAUGAUUUUUUAAAGAAUUGGGAAUGGUUACCAUACAAGAAUGAAGAUUGGAAAUGGUGGUGGUGGAGUCAUACAGCAUGGUGGAAAAAUAAAGCAUGUGAAUAAUGUAAUAAAUUAUGGCAUAAAUAUGAAGAUGAUAUUUAAGAGUAUGAAACUUUAAGAAUAAAUUUAUUAAAUUAAUUAUAAUGA
Molecule: messenger RNA, 621 nt
Organism: Paramecium sonneborni
Lineage: Eukaryota; Ciliophora; Oligohymenophorea; Peniculida; Parameciidae
Source: the annotation of a GenBank genome assembly